AUGGGUAUUAUUAUAACUAGUAAUACUCCCAAUAAUCAUCCCAAUCAUCAUAAUAAUCAUCAUAAUUCCAAUUCCAAUCACCAUACUCAUCAACAUCAUUCUAAUCCAAGAAAAAAUAUGCAAUCUUCAUUAGAUAUAAUCAAUACCACUACAACCAAUACUCCUCCACAAUUAUUACCACCAAAUACAGGUCCUCCCGGCACAACCCCAACCAAUGCAUCUUCAACCGCCAAUAAGAAUCUAAGUCAUGUACCAUGUAAAUUCUAUAGACAGGGGAUAUGUCAAGCAGGUAAUUCAUGUCCUUUUAGUCAUAAUUUAGAUGGGUCAUUAGCUGCUGAUAAAUUGCCUUGUAAAUAUUUUCAAAAGGGCAAUUGUAAAUUUGGAUUAAAAUGUGCUUUGGCUCAUUUCUUACCUGAUGGGACUAGAAUUAAUUCAAAGAAUUUAUUAAAUUAUGGGAAUGGACAACAACAACAACUGAUUAGACAAAUUAAUAGAGGGUCUUCAUCGUUCAAUUAUACAACUACUAGUGGUGGUGGUGGAGGUGGUGGAAGUGGGACAGGUAUUCUUGGUAGUGCUAAUAGUACUAAUAAUUCUCCACCUGCUAGCAUGGAUAGAUCAGAUAGUUAUUCUAGCUCAAUUGCAACUUCUCCUACUAAUAUUCAAUAUCCUAAUCCCAAUAAUAAUAAUAAUGUUGCCAAUUUCAUAAAUAUAGGUACGCCCCAGGGGCAACCACCACCCCAACAAUAUGCUGGUCAAUAUACUCCUGAUAGAUAUAGAUCCAAUUCAUUUGGAAAACAACAAGAAUCAUCAUAUUUCCCCCCUCAACCAUAUUCAACAUCACUUCAACAAUUACCCCAACAAACAAGUAGACACCCAUCACAGGGUACCUUCCAGCAACAACAACAACAAUUACCUACUCCACAUCAACAUCAACAGCAAGUUCCACAGAUGUUCACAUCUCAUUCAUAUACUGGUGGAUAUGUUUCUCAACAACAACAACAAGCACAACAAACACAGCAACAACAAAAUAUUCAAAUGACAAGAUCAUUUUCUACAAGUUAUACAAUCCCUUCAUCAUCAUCGAACACAUCAACUAGAUUAUCAUUAGGUUCACAAAAUGGCGGAUAUUUUUCAAACUUCACCCAAGAUUCAGCCAUACUUGAUGACGAUUAUGAUGAUGAUUUAGAUACAUCAUUUGCAGAAGAGGAUUAUGUGCCUGGUAGUUUGAGUGAUAUUAUCCUCACUCCGCAAGAAUUGAGGAGACGUGAUUCAAGGAGUCAGAGUGGGACUUUGAUGGGUGGUGGAUCGAUUUGGAAUGUGGAGGAGGGUGCUGGUGGGAAUGGGAAUGGGGGAAUGAUGCAUAGAGGAAGUGGGAGUUUUGGUGGUGGAGGGAAUGAUGUGUUUAGAAAGAGAGGGAUGAGUGGGAAUCAAGAUGAUGUUUUCUUGAUGGAAUAG
This is a messenger RNA of Hemisphaericaspora subhashii, 1455 nucleotides long. RefSeq lists its product as uncharacterized. Lineage: Eukaryota; Fungi; Ascomycota; Pichiomycetes; Serinales; Debaryomycetaceae. Gene Ontology annotation, biological process: protein polyubiquitination. The record is from RefSeq and is a predicted model, not a curated record. Bases 1 to 1455 code for a protein of 484 amino acids. The transcript has a single exon. Gene Ontology annotation, molecular function: metal ion binding; ubiquitin protein ligase activity.